Pocillopora verrucosa is the source of this 5275-nucleotide messenger RNA. RefSeq lists its product as uncharacterized. Lineage: Eukaryota; Metazoa; Cnidaria; Anthozoa; Scleractinia; Pocilloporidae. Gene Ontology annotation, cellular component: plasma membrane; signaling receptor complex. The record is from RefSeq and is a predicted model, not a curated record. Gene Ontology annotation, biological process: protein phosphorylation; positive regulation of kinase activity; cell surface receptor protein tyrosine kinase signaling pathway. Gene Ontology annotation, molecular function: protein binding; ATP binding; transmembrane receptor protein tyrosine kinase activity.
UUUUCGUCGAGUAAAAAGUCUCGCUAUACCAUCAUGGCUCUGCGUCUUUCUGAACUAGCAGUCCUGUUGAUUCUGAGUUCUAGAUAUCCCGACGUCUCUGGUGAGUUGCCAGAUUGCUUUAGUAAUCCUGUUGGUGUUGCAACUCCCAGUAUCAUCUUUGAUCGUCAGAUGACAGCAUCAUCCAGAAAUAGGCCGUCUACCAGGGCGGCUUAUGGUCGCCUCAAUGAUAAAAGAGGCGACGGUUGGUGUUCACUUGAGGCUAAAAGUAACGCUGAAUGGCUUCAGGUUGACAUCGGAAAAACAAUUCAGGCAUGUGGUCUCGCCACUCAGGGAGGCGUACCAAGCGCGAGACGGGAAUGGGUAAAAGAUUUCAAGCUGGAUUACUCUUUUGAUGGAGAAAAUUGGAAGAAUUAUCGGGAUGAAAAUGGAGAAGUAAUGGUAUUUCGAAGGAUGGUUAACAGUUCCAAAACCAACCAACACAAGUUGCCACUGCCAGUAUAUGCAAGGUACUUCCGAUUUCUUCCUACACGGCGUCACGAAAGGAACUGCCUCAGAGUUGAGAUUUACGAAUUCAAAAUCCCAGGGUGCCAGGAUAUAGAGUUAGGACUUGGCAAUGGAUACUUUCUGGAUAGAGACAUCAGUUCGUCCUCUGUCCUAAAUACCAAUACACCUGCUAAGAAUGGUCGAUUGAACUAUACUGGCGGAUCAUCAUGGUGUGCAGCAACAAAUGACAGUCAGCCAUAUCUACAGUUUGACUUUGAGAAGCUUUAUAUCAUCUGUGCUGUGUCCACUCAGGGAAAUUCUCAAGGGGAUCAGUGGGUAAAGAAGUACACACUUCAGUCAUCCAAGGAUGGGACAACAUGGACAGACUAUCGAGAGGCAGGAAUAUUGAAGAUCUUCACCGCAAAUAUUAACCGAAACAACACAAAAAAACAAACUUUGUGCAACGGGAUUGUUGCUAGAUUUUUGCGUAUCAUUGCCCAAGAACACUACGGAAAUUGCUGUAUGAGGGUAGAGACAUUUGGAACACCGCUGACACAAGACAAUCUGGCCCAUUGGAAGCCCACAAGUCAGUCAACUAUUUUUAAAGAGCGUUUUGCUAGUAACGCCGUCGAUGGACUCUUUGUAGAUUCAGGUCCUUCCUGUACUCGGACAAUACUCCGAGGCACUACUGAUCCGUGGUGGAGAGUCGACCUUGACCAAGUGCAGCCCGUUUCCCAGGUCUUCAUACUCGGUAGAGAUAAUAUUGAGAGAAGAAUAAACGGUACUGAGAUAACAGUGGGAAAUGAAACCUCAAAAGGAGGAGCAGCUAAUAGCAUUUGCGUCCGUGAUGUUCUCGUCCCUGAAGGAAAGGGAAAGUUUUUUCGAUGUAAUAUGACGCUGUAUGGCAGGCACUUAUUCAUCCGGAUACCUGGAUCAUCAAAAAUAUUGUCCCUAUGUGAAGUUGAAGUUUUCUCCUCAAUAAAAUCAAAUCUUGCCUUGAAUCAGUCUCCUAAGCAGUCUUCCACAUGGACUAACACUGUGUUAGAUGGAGAUAUUCGUUCCUGUGCUAAAGGCACAUUUCAGAAGGACCACUGGAUGAGAGUAGACCUGGGAGUACCGCGGGUAGUAGCUAAGGUCGUUAUUAGUCACAAGCGUAUGUGGAUUGAUGGCCUUGAAGUCUGGAUCGGUCAUGACAGUGGCAAUAGAGGCAAUUCAAACUUGCGUUGUGGAGGACAGGAUACUUCCGAAACAGCUUUUUCGGUUAAAACAGCUUUCUCGUUAAAACAACGGACCAUUUUUUGUCUUCCUAGGCUUGUGGGAAAAUUUGUUUUUAUUGGAGUUUCCAACGCUGACAAAACUCUCUACCUAUGCGAGGUGCAGGUUUACUCUCAAAGCUCGACAAGAAUGGCUUGUCAGACACAGGCAGUUGAGGUGGCCAACAAAAACAUCUUCCUAGAAAAAAGUUUCUCAGCCUCAUCAUUCCGUGAAGGUGAUGAACCUUACAACGCGCGCCUACGGAGUGGCAUGGGUGCUUGGUCCCCUAGGGAUAAUAGCAAUGCUGAUGAUUACCUGGAAAUUAAUCUUGGAAACGUGUUCUUCAUUUGCGCUGUGGCUACCCAAGGAAGUCCACAUCGUAAAGAAUGGACCAAAAGUUACAAGCUCUAUUUGUUCCUUGAGGAUUGGAUGAUCUAUAAAGAGAAUGACACGGAAAAGAUUUUCAUUGGCAACUCACACAGGAAUGAAAUAGUGCAACAUGUUCUGGUAGAGGUGGCAAGAGCUCGGAUCAUUCGGUUCCAGCCAGUUGACUAUCAUAUUCACAAAGCUCUUAGAGUAGAAGUGUAUGGAAUAAGAAUACCUGCAGGUUCACCUGCACCUCCUAUCAUUGAAAACCAGGAGCAGGAAAUGUCGUAUCCUAAUUUGUCCAUAUCAUGGAGUUCUGGUGAUACUAGCGGCUGUCCAGUUACUAUGCACACAGUGUACUACAAGUCCAUCAAACUGCGAGAGGAGGGAAAUACUUGGAAUCGUAUCAAUGCCUCUUCGAGUACGAGAGAGCUAAGUGCCCUACCACUUGAUUGUGACACAGAAUAUGAAUUAAGAGUGUCUGCAUGGAAUGAACUGGGUGAAAGUAACCCUUCAGAGUCCUGGAAAGUGAAAUCCAUUACAGGGUACCCAAUCAUUGUCAACAGGACCAACCAAGUGGUAGGGAGUCUGGUGGCGAUCCGUUGGAAGCCAUGUACUGCUUCUUUAUUCACUAUAUGCCACAGAGAAAUACUUCCAGAGGGUAAAAGCCUCUGGAACGCAGUGAACGUGUCGGGAAAUGAAACAAGUUAUGAUCUUCAUCUCAGAUGCCGAAGGGACUAUGAAAUAGCUAUAACAGCUUGGAAUUCUACAACAGAGACGCCGCUGAUUGCAUCACUAAACCACAGAAGACUGUGGAGCGUUAGGACCUUAGGAGGUAAACCGUCAUCCCCGAUUAUAGACGGCAGAGGUGUUCAGUUGUCCGGUUGUGAUGUGAGCAUCAAAUGGAGUUCCCCACCAGAUAACGGCUGUCCGCUGACCUUGUACACAGUAUACUACAGAGAGGUGCAAUCUACAAGCGAAGAUGGCUACUGGCAUCAAAUCAAUGUUACCGUAAAUGUUACCUCAGUGGAUCUCCCCUCGCUCAAGUGUAACACGGAAUACGCUUUUAAGGUGUCUGCUUGGAAUGACUUGGGCGAAAGUGAGGCCGCCGAGAGGUUGGAAAAAACCGUGCAGAUGACUAAUUUUAUUAGACGCAUCCUGACCAUUGCUGUACCUGCAGGAUGUGGGUUCCUCAUUCUCAUUACUGCGGGAAUCCUUUGCUUCAGACAGAGACGAAAAAAGAGAAAAUUGCAAGGUCUGAGGAAUCGCAGAUCGAAGUCAGACAUUGUUCCCCUGCUGUUAAAAGAGAUUUCCCCGGAACGUGUCACAAUUAUGGAAGAGCUAGGCAGGGGAGCAUUUGGAAAAGUACACAAAGGAAUCCUGAAAGAAAUGCCGAAGGUUGAGGUGUUUUUUAAGCCAAAAGAGGAAAGAGUGGAUUUUAAUGAAGGAAGAGUUGUCGCUGUAAAACUCUUGCAUAAAAGAGGUGAUGUAGAUGAGAAAGAACAGUUUCUCAGAGAAAUUUCGUUUGUGCAGCGUAUAGGAAGUCACAGGAAUUUGGUGAGCAUGAUUGGGUACUGGCACAGGUCAGAACCCAUAAUGCUGAUCAUGGAAUAUGUUCCACAUGGAGAUCUUCUUCAGUGGCUGAGAAACAAAAGGCAGCAGGGCAAAUGUAGAAACGGCAUCGAUGGUGUUAUUUUUGAAUCCAUGGACGAUUAUAAAGACAGCAGUGAGAGUUCAAAAGAAGCUGUCUCAGCUGAUCAGUCAGAGGACGUCGUAGACUUUCACGAUGAUGUCAGUAAUGGAACGGAACUCACGAGUGUGGCGGAAUUUACCGAAGCUACCAGCAACCCAGAUUUCAUUUCAGUUAUUAUUAAAGAACAACCGCCCACAGAAGAGGAAAGUACUGACACAGAAACAAUACAAAUGAAAAUUUCCCAAGCUCAUUUUCCAUCUGGCCACGAAGAAGGGAAUCUCGCUACUCCAUUUAAAAGUGCACGCCCCCUGCCACAGCCACCAGAGAACACAGAGGAACAACAGGAAACGAAUGGUGAUGGUGAGCAGGCAGUUGACUUCACCGUAAAAGAUGUACUUUGUUUUGCAUGGCAGAUAGCAAAUGGAAUGGAGUACUUGGCCAGCAACGGAUUUGUUCAUCGUGAUCUGGCCGCUCGUAACAUCCUUCUUGGUGAGGACAGAGCUGUGAAAAUUGCUGACUUUGGCCUGUUGCGUCACACAUACGGGGACAUAUAUGAAGUAAAGAACACGAAGAAACUGCCAAUCAAAUGGAUGGCACCUGAGUCAUUCGGCGACGGCAUAUUUACUUCCAAAAGUGACGUGUGGUCUUUCGGUAUACUUAUUUGGGAAUUGUGCACAUUGGGUGGCAUCCCCUACCCUGGAAUACGCAACAGAGAGUUGUACAACCUUCUUAAGUCAGGAUAUCGAAUGGACAAACCAGGGAUAUGUUCUGAUGAGCUAUACGAGUUGAUGUUAGACUGUUGGAAGGCAGACCCCGAGGAGAGACCAUCAUUUGAACAGCUGCUAACAAGAAUGGAAGAAAUGAUGACGAGGGACGCUCCUUACUUCGAUUUUAAUAAAGACUAUAAAAGUGAUUCUUCCGACUCGGAGACAAAACCCGACAAUGAUCAACUAAAUGAAUGAUUGUGGUUUAGCUGGAUAUCAUAGGUUUUCACGAGAAACAUGAAGUUACUGUAAUUUAGAAUAAUCAUUAAUUUGUAGUGAUGUUAACAAGGAACUUGCUGUCACUAGAUGUAUAUGGAUAUCAUAUGCAGAUUGAUUUCUCCUUUGGGACAAACGUUCGCUCGUAUAGAUAGAAACAACAAAGCCUUGUGAAUAUGUUUUUGAAGAUUUAAGAACAACAAGAUUGAGUUCAUUGUUGAACUGUCAACUUGAUAGGAAAAAGUAGGAAUAGCUAUCAAAGAUGUGAUCCUCAUGCCUGCUUGAUUGAAAUGCUCCAAGGGAAGGGUCAAUAAUUCACUAAACUGAGCGAAAAGACAUCAACUGAAUUCAGAGCAUGAUGAUACAAUUGAAACAUCUAACUCUAAACAAUUGCAGGCUGAAAACAUCAAUACUGUGGAAUUUCAUAAGAUGGUUUGUAACUAACAUAUAGAUUGUUAAAUAUAGAUUUUGCAAGACGUUACAUCAGCGUCACACAUCU